CGAUGUGUGCAAGAUUGCUUACGUUAGCUAGCUAUUGAAUCAGGUUACAGUUUGCUUCACUGUAGCUAACCAUAUGCAUGUUCGUGGCCUUGUAAACAAAACAGUAAUGACAGCUACAGGAUGGCCUAAAAGACGACCAGCAAAAUGAAUACCUGGUGACGGCUCAAACAGCUCCUGUAUUCUCUGUUGGGGUGUUCCCUGGUCUUUAUGGUCCAAGGCUUCUACUCUGCUAGCGAUGAUGUGGUUGAACUCAACCCCUCCAACUUCAACCGGGAGGUUCUUCAGAGCGACAGCCUAUGGCUCAUCGAAUUUUACGCACCUUGGUGUGGCCACUGCCAGAGUCUGACUGCUGACUGGAAGAAAACAGCUACAGCCUUGAAGGGGAUUGUUAAGAUCGGUGCGGUGGACGCCGACCAGCACAACUCCCUGGGUGGUCAGUACAGUGUCAGAGGCUUCCCCACCAUCAAGAUCUUUGGUGCCAAUAAGAACAAGCCAGACGAUUACCAAGGUGGGCGCAAUAGCCAGGCCAUUGUGGACGGGGCCCUUAAUGCUCUUCACACUCUGGUGAAGGACAGGAUGAGUGGCAGGUCGGGUGGCUCUGACUACAGUAGACAGAGUGGUGGUGGUGGCAGCGGCAGUAAGAAAGAUGUUGUGGAGCUGACCGACGACAACUUUGACCGGCUGGUUCUGAACAGUGGUGAAGUGUGGCUAGUGGAGUUCUUUGCCCCCUGGUGUGGCCACUGCAAGAGCCUGGAGCCUGAGUGGGCGGCUGCAGCCUCGGCCGUCAAGGAGCAGACCAAGGACAAGGUCCACCUUGGAGCAGUGGAUGCCACCGUGCACCAAGGUCUGGCCAGCCGCUAUGGGAUCCGUGGAUUUCCCACCAUUAAGAUCUUCAAGAAGGGGGAGGAGCCUGAGGACUACCAGGGGGGGAGGACCCGAGGUGACAUCAUUGCCGGGGCUCUGGACUUGUUCUCCGACAAUGCAGCUCCUCCGGAGUUGCUCGAGAUCCUUAAUGCAGAUGUCCUGAAGAAGACCUGCGAUGAUUACCAGCUCUGUGUCAUUGCUGUGCUGCCCCACAUCCUGGACACAGGUGCAGCAGGCAGGAAUGGCUACCUGGAGGUGAUGAUGAAGAUGGCAGAGAAGUACAAGAAGAAGAUGUGGGGCUGGCUGUGGACUGAGGCUGGUGUUCAGAUGGAGCUGGAAGCGUCACUGGGCAUUGGAGGGUUCGGCUACCCUGCCAUGGCGGCCAUCAACGCCCGCAAGAUGAAGUUCGCCCUGCUCAAGGGCUCGUUCAGCGAGACUGGCAUUCACGAGUUCCUCAGGGAUCUGUCCGUAGGCCGCGGCUCCACUGCUACCGUCGGGGGCGGGGCUUUGCCUAAUAUCAACUCUGUGGAAGCCUGGGACGGCAAAGACGGAGAGCUUCCCGUGGAGGAUGACUACGACCUGAGUGACGUGGACCUAGACGACAACUUUGGCAAGAAUGAGUUGUGAGCCCAGCGUUCCGGUUUGACGACAUCUUGUCUGUCUGGUCUACCUCGUUGUGGCCAGUCUCUCCUCUCCCGUGGAGCAAGUUGGAGACUGGGUCGCCCUGUUACUGAAAUAUCCCAGAAGAUAAAAUAAAUUUAAGAGAGUGUGGCCCUGUUGAGAAAUGCAAUCUUCCCUCUGUUUCCUUCAGGUUAACACAGAUCUAUAAGCAAUUAGAGAGGUGUUAGGAAGCUUACCACCCGUUUACUUUCAUCAGUCCAACAAAUUCAGAUCUGUGAGUACUUCAAAGAAGGUUGGAAAGACUCAAGGAUGCAUUGCUGAAGUAAUUGAACCACAGGAGGCUGCUGAGGAGAGGUUGGCUCAUAAUAAUAGCUGUAACGUUACAACCAUGUGUUUGAUUUCGAUACCAUUCGACUUCUAACGUUCCAACCAUUACUGUGAACCCGUCCUCCAAGUUAGAUGCCACCAACCUCCUGUGAAUUGAAUCAGAAAGUCACCUGCAGCUUCUCACAUCGGCCGAUUUCCACUGCUUAGAUAUUGCAACGCCUGGAUAGGUAAAAUACUUAUGAGCUGUCGAUGUCCGUAAGACUCCGCCUCACAGACCUGCUGAAUAUUAGUCACUGCAUUAAUUAUGCAGGCCCUACCUUUUUGGAAAGAGUUGAGGGUUUUCUGGAUAUGGCUGUCCAGUUGGAACAUUCCUUUCUGCAACCGUCCCCUCUUCCUUGUUUCGCCACUCUGACGUCAAGCUAAUCAGACAUGGUUGUAUUCGAUUUCACUUUCAUGCCCGGCCUGAUGUGACUAUAUAUAUAUAUUUGGGGGAUUUAGUUGUCGUAUUUUUAUUUUAUUCUGUCGGUGACUGUGCAGGACAAAGGGCAAUACCGCGGGACUUCUUGUUUUUCUUACAAAACUUUAUUUAGAUUGUGUGAAAACAAAAUUACAUUUUUGUUACAAAAUAAAAAGAGAAUACUGUUUCAUCAUUA
Molecule: messenger RNA, 2465 nt
Organism: Oncorhynchus nerka (sockeye salmon)
Lineage: Eukaryota; Metazoa; Chordata; Actinopteri; Salmoniformes; Salmonidae
Product: protein disulfide-isomerase A6-like
Exons: 12
Coding region: 208-1491 (427 amino acids)
Biological process (GO): response to endoplasmic reticulum stress
Cellular component (GO): endoplasmic reticulum lumen
Molecular function (GO): protein disulfide isomerase activity; protein-disulfide reductase activity
Source: RefSeq, a predicted model, not a curated record